AUGGAGGUAACGGCAUCAGCGCCCGAAUGCGCCAAGGGCGAUAACACCGCAGACUUCGGCGAUUUUGUCAGCAACGAGGACGAGGAACUCGAUCUCGAAGAGGUUGUUGAGCCCUGGCAUAAGCACGACAUGAACGAAACUUCACAUGUCUUCUAUCCUAUUUCUGUCAGAGAGGUGCUCAAUGAAAGAUAUCUGGUAGAGCAUAACAUCGGGUCUGGCGGCUUCUCCAUGUCUGGAUGGCCCAUGACCUCCACGACAAGAAGGAUGUAG
Molecule: messenger RNA, 270 nt
Organism: Aspergillus lentulus
Lineage: Eukaryota; Fungi; Ascomycota; Eurotiomycetes; Eurotiales; Aspergillaceae
Source: RefSeq, a predicted model, not a curated record